AUGAAAAAGACACAUGAAGAAGCAAUUGAAAUCCUAAAUGAACUUGCAGAGAAUGCUAAUCAGUGCGUUGUAGAGAAUUCUGAAAGGAAGAAGACUGUAGGGGUGCACCAAGUUGAUACUUUCACUACCUUGCAGACGCAUGUUGCAUCAAUUGAAGGCAUCCUACUAAUGAAUGUCAACAAGGGUCAUUUACAGAAGAAGAGGUUAAUGCUGUUGAAAACUUUAACAAAGGAAACUAUCAAGAAUCAAACAAUUUCAAUGCAAUGGGGUAAAGGCAUCCUGGAUUCUCAUGGAUCUCACCAAAUGGGGUACCAGAAUCACCAGCGACAACAAUAUCAACCUCAUGAGGGACAACAUGGGAACCAAUCGAGUUUUGAAGAGAUGUUUAAAAGUUUCAUCACUAAGGUUGAUGAACAGUUUGAAAUUCAAGGUGCUUUUAUUCGAAAUUUAGAAAAACAGGUUGGACAGAUUGCUAAUCAGAUAUCUGAAAGACCACCUGAAAAUCUUCCAAGUGACACGUUAAGGAACCCUAAGGAGCUGAAAGUUAUGACUUUGCGAAGUGGAAAAAAGUUAAAUGAUAAUUGUAAAAGCAAAGCUUGUGAAGUUAUAAAGAGCCAAGAUGAGAAACAAGGAAGUAAAAAAAUAGUAGGGAAGUCCAACGAAAUUCAAAAAGGAAAGGAGAAGUCAGAACUAGAAAUUGAUUCUAAAUAUAUGUCUGCAUUGCCUUUUCCUCAAAAUAUGAAACGAGAGAAGCUUAACAAGUAUUUUGGUAAGUUCUUAGAGAUGCUGAAGCAACUACAUGUGAAUAUUCCUUUCACGGAGGUAAUCACUCAGAUGCCUGCAUAUGCUAAUUUUUUUAAGGAAGUUUUAUCCAGCAAGAGAAAAUUGGAGGAAACAUCAGUAGUCAAGUUGAAUGCUCAUUGUAGUGCCAUCCUUCAGAAUAAACUACCUCAGAAAUGUGGUGAUCCGGGUAGUUUCACUAUUCCAUGUGCGUUAGGGACUGCUAGAUUUGAGAAAUUAUUGUGUGACUCAGGAGCUUCUGUAAACCUUUUGCCUUUGUUCAUAUUCAAAAAGUUGGAAGGAGAGCUCGGAAUCAUAAAAUCUAUCCCAAUGUCCUUACAGUUGGCUGACCAAUCCACCAUUAUUCCUGAAGGGAUAGUUGAAGAUGUUCUAGUUAGGGUGGACAAGUUUGUGUUUCCAAUAGUUUUUAUUGUGGUAGACAUAAAAGAAAAUAAAGAGGUUUCAUUAAUUCUUAGCUGA
Messenger RNA from Solanum verrucosum, 1260 nucleotides. RefSeq lists its product as uncharacterized. The transcript has 3 exons. The record is from RefSeq and is a predicted model, not a curated record. NCBI's taxonomy places the organism in Eukaryota, Viridiplantae, Streptophyta, Magnoliopsida, Solanales, Solanaceae. The coding region runs from base 1 to 1260 and encodes 419 amino acids.